AUGCCUGACGUGAGUUUUUAAAAUAUUUUUUGCAAAAUUUGUUUCAAAAAAUUGUUGCGAACGAACGAAAUCUGGUAACAGUACUUUGAGUGCGGCUGGAGGGAACCGGUUGAUCCGCUUCAUUCCACGGUAUUCGUGUUCGACGGUCAUCCGAUCGUUCGGCAAUGAAUGAAUACACAUUUUGGAUAAACUACAUUCGAGUCAUCAGAAUUGAUCUGAAACCUGACGAGUUUUCCUCUUUGCGAACAUCCGAAGGUUCUGGAAUCAAUCAAUCCUCCUCAUAUUCUGUGUCCCAUAUCCAAUUGUCGGAGAUCCCUAUCGGUUUCCCUCAGUCUGCAAACGUGUCAGAGACGGAAUCGAAUCACAUUCCCAUACUUUCAAACUUUGUCCUUUCUGUUCUUUUUUCUGUUUGUUUUAUCAAUUUCGUCCUUAUCACGGCUGAAAUGUUGCCAAAAAACCUUCCGAUUUGCUUUGAUCUCACCGACAUCCCACAUCGACAAAAACGCUUUUUUCGACUGGCCAUUCUGAUCGCAGCGGGACACGAAGAAAAGAAUUUUCCAAUCUUUUUCUUGUGGAGGAACGAGAAACAAAACAUGGAGGACCGGGGUAUAAAGCCCGCUCAAAACUUUUGUGAAAGCUUGGUUUUCGUGGUGAAUGCCUCAACCGGACAUGUCUACUCUGUAUCAUUCUAAACGACAUCCGAAAAGUUUGAUAAUUGUGAGAAGUCCGUCGGUUACAGUGGUGAGCACGUUCCCUCCCAUCUACCGUACUCAUAUUUUCACAAAACAUUCCCCUGUCCUUUAUCGAUUCAGUGCAACUACAAUCGUUCGAAAGAAACACCUACUUUUAUGGGUGGUAUUGGUAUUUUUAGAGUGAAAAGAAAGUGAUAGUAGUUAGUGUUGUUUUGUUCUCCCUCUGUAUCUGCAUCUCUUCCCCUUCACUUUGAUUUCUCGCCGUCGUCGAUCGAAUCGUCAGUGAUAGGGGCGGCGGCAGCACGUGGCAAUAAGCAGGAAAAAAGACGAAGGCAACCGAAGACGACUUUUUCUUCUGCUUCGUCCUCGUCUUCUUCUUCUUCCAUCCGUCCGUCUGCCCGUCCGUCUCUCCAGACGAUGUGUCUUUCAUUCGACUCGUUUCAGUCCUGCUUCUUAUUUUCCACACCCUCAACGGUAAAUUGGUCACUUUUCGAAAUGUUCGCUUCUUUCGUAACAUGCUGACCACCACGUGCGAUCUCUGUUUUUUGGUUCGGUAGUUCGGUGGCGAUGUUUUGAAGAAAGACGAAAAUAGCUAACGGAUUACGGGCAGAUUACGGUACCAGCCGACGGAGAUAUUCCGAGUUACGAGGCGUUUGAAACUGCUCUUUGAGUCAUUCAAUAAAAUUUGUUCAUUCUUUACAAAUAAAUCAUUUCAAUUCCAUUUCAGUCUAUUACGAACAGUGGCCGUCCGCCGGCGCCACCCAGCUCUUCCAGCUCUGCUACGUCAUCAUCCACUGCAACUUUUGGUGAGUUUGUUAGGGGGAAAGGUCAGCCCACGCAAUGAUUCUGUUCAAGGGGACUGAGAGAGUGCGUCGAGAGGAUUAUGAAGCAGGCGAAUAUUUGAACUGUUUCUUUCAAAGAGAGAGAGAGAGCGCGAGCGAGAGAGAGAACAGGGAGAUGGAGAAGGGGUGGACCUAUUAAGAAAAAUAGUAAUUUACUGAAAGUGCUGAAUAUAAAGUUUUGCAGGAACACGACGUCGGUUAGUGAAUCGGAUCAAAAAAGUCGAUGAACUGCACCCAACACAAGAGCAUCCCACGUAAGUUUCCGUGCUUUCCCUCCGUCGAAUCAGUCAUGUGAGCAUCCGAAACGGUAUACAAAGAGGGGACGAAAAGAGACGAAGAGGCGUUGUGGACAGUUCUCUUUCCGGGGCUUUCGUGAAUUCUAUUUGAAUUUCAAUCAGUUUCUCUCAAUUUCCUCUCAAAUUCCGUCAUUCGUCCCACUCAGUUUUUCCGAACUGACCUAUUCCGUUGACUUUUCAAAAAAUGGAGUUCCCAGUUUCUAAUGAAUUUUUGCUAGCUAGUAGACAAUUACAGACUAGGAAUGAGCGGAAAAGGUAUAUUAGCUGUUUUCAACAUUUAUAAUUAUUCAUUCUGCUAUUUUAUGUUUUCAGAAUGGGGUCUCACUGGUUAUCAGGAGAGGAACGGUCACGACUCGAAGCCGUUCAACAAGAUUGGCGACGGACAAGACCUAUGAAAGUGGGUCCACAUUCCUUCUCGCUUCUCCAAUCAUUAUCUUUUUCAGUGGGGCACAAAACCUCGGAGGCAGGAAGAUCCGUCUUCUAUCGCCACGAAUGCCUCUCACAGCCUGAAUUCCGAGUUGUCGACGGCUUCUCCCUCUACGUCGCUCGUCAAUUCAUCCUCCCCGAUGGCCGCAGCUGCCACUACGACAGCGUCGGCCACAAUAUCGCACGCAUCUCCACAACACCACCACGCGUCACGGAUACCACAGGCGAUCGGAACCAACGGAACACUUCCUCCGUUGCUCAUCUCCACGACCGCCGCCUCUUCUUGCUCUAACGCCACGAACGCCGGUUCUUCGGCGUCGCCUUCCGGCCAUUCGGCGAGUCCGAUCAACGUGGCUGCAGCAGUGUUGCAGAAUGCAGUAUCCAGUCCGCAACACAGUAUUUUCGACAGGUCUAGGUGAGCGAAUACGGCUGUUUUCAUGAUCCGAUUCACGUUCUUUUCUCCCUCUCUUUCAUUCCGAUGAAUGGUUUGGGCGCACAGAAUACUCGCAUUGUAUUCUGUGUUCUUGAAAUACAGAGGAAUAGAGGACCGAAAACAAAAGUUGACUUUCUGAAGAUGGAAAUGAGAACUUAUUCCUAAUUUCAGGUUAACAAACAAAGUUCCUCCGAACACAUCGAAUGAUCAAUCGGAGAAAGACAAAGGGCCGCGCGGCGGAAUACUGUCCCAGGUACGGACUCUCACGGAAUCGAUGGUCGCCGAAGGACCUCGUACGCUAACAGGAGACGAAGAUAAAGCGGUCAGCGAGGAAGAAAGGGCGCGGAAAGAGCAGGAGAAACGGGAAGAAGAGGAGAAGGCGGCAAGGAAAAUCGACGUCGAGGAUGACUUUGAUGCGCAGGAAAAGCCGAUUGACAAGAGUAAAAGUAGGAAUACGGGCUGGGAUCUCGAAAAAAUCGUUUUCUUCAGACGGACGUUUUCUGAAAUUCGACGAAGAACUGGGUCGCGGUUCGUUCAAAACUGUAUUUCGCGGGUUGGAUACAGAAACGGGAGUAGCUGUCGCGUGGUGCGAACUGCAGGAGAGCAAACUGAACAAGGUGGGUGACCGCUUUCUAAAAUGAAACAAUCCGAAAUGGAUUCAGACGGAACGGCAAAGGUUUCGAGAAGAAGCAGAGAUGCUGAAAGACCUACAGCAUCCGAAUAUUGUGCGGUUUUACGAUUACUGGGAGAGCGCCGAUUUGUGCGGAAAACGGAAAUACAUUGUGCUGGUCACCGAACUGAUGACGUCAGGCACGCUGAAAAUGUACCUGAAACGAUUCAAACGCAUCAACAUCAAGGUAAGAGAGCGAGUGAAAACUACAACGAGAUGGUCAUAACCGCCUUGUGGAGUUUCAGGUAUUGAAGUCGUGGUGUCGGCAGAUUCUGAAAGGUCUGUCGUUCCUGCACACGCGCAAUCCUCCCGUCAUCCAUCGUGAUCUCAAGUGUGAUAACAUCUUCAUCACCGGAACGACGGGCUCUGUGAAAAUCGGAGAUCUCGGAUUGGCGACGCUCAAGAACAAGUCAUUCGCCAAGUCGGUCAUCGGAACUCCAGAGUUCAUGGCUCCAGAAAUGUACGAGGAGAUGUACGAUGAGAGCGUCGAUGUGUACGCGUUCGGAAUGUGUCUACUGGAAAUGGUCACUGGAGAGUAUCCAUAUUCGGAAUGCAUGAAUCCGGCUACGAUCUACAGAAAAGUUAUAUCGGGAGUGAAGCCGGAAUGCUUCUCCCGCAUUCCUGCACAGUAUCCGGAGAUCCGAGAGAUCAUUGAUCGGUGUAUCAGAGUGAGGAGGGAGGAAAGAAGCACUGUCAAACAGCUGCUCGUCGACGACUUCUUCACUCCAGAAGACCUCAUUGGUAUUCGGGUGGAAAUCAAGAACCGAGAUGCCGAUCUGAAUGAUCUGAACGUGGAAAUCCAGAUGCAGUUGAGGGUUUACGACGAGAAGAAACGGAAACAGUACCGAUUCAAGGAGAACGAGGGACUCCAGUUCGCAUUCGACAUCGAGACGGACAGUCCGGAUGAAGUGGUUCAGCAGAUGAUUGAGCAACAGCACAUUCCGGAUGAGGACACACGGAUGAUCACAAAACUGAUAAAGGAUAAGGUUGACGCGUUCCGAAGGGACAGGGAUCAUCGACUUCUGGAGAUCAAACGAGCCAAAGAGGAGGAGGAGAGGAUUCGAGAAGAAGCGGAAAUCAAGGAGGAGUUGCGGUUACGAGCUGAGCAGAAGGAGAAGGAACGGCUAGAGAAGGAAAGAAUCGAGAAGGAGGCCGCUGCAGCUGCUGCCAAUCCUACAGCCGUCCCACAGUCGCAAGCCCCGGUUGCUCCCAUCAACACUUCUGGAGCACCCGCUCCGGCGGCUUCUGCUGGAGCUCCAAGUGUUCCACCGACUCCGGCCACUCCUCACAGUCUUGCCCAACAGUCGAUGACAAUUCCAACAUCCACCGAAUCGCCGUCAACGCAACAGAAUCCCGCAUCUACCACAACUCCAGUCACCAUGAUCUCUGCCAUUCCAGUCAUGUCACCGACCACAGCCCAACCGACGGCUCCGGCUGUGCUGUCCCCGACGACUGCUGCAGCUGUUUCUCCGGCACCCACCACGGUGAUAAACGUUCCGAAACCAGCCGAAGUUGUCUCCACAACCACCAUUCCCGUUCAGAAUCCACAGCCAGCUCCAGUUCAGAAUUCUACUGCUCCACAAGCAUCAGGUUCCGGAGCUGGUGUUACAGUCAACGUGGAGACAACAUUGGUACGCUUUUUCGUCUUGUUAUCUCCAAAAAAUAAUUUUUUCAGGAACCACCAGCAUCAGUGACAGUCAAAACGGAAACGGACCUGCAAACGCCAACAUUGGCUCAGAACACCGUCCCUCGAACCAUCUCGACCGAUUCGACUGGCCUUCAACCAACUGCUCCCGCUUCAAUCGCUUCACCAACUCCAACACCUCUUGCUUCUGCCACGUCGGACGGGAAUGCAUCAACUGUCACACCAGUCACUCCGACGCCGACUCCUACGACGAAUUCCGCCGAUGGAACAAGUUGUGCGGAUAACAAAGAGGAAAAACGGAAGACCAACAAGAAGAAGGUGAUGAUGGAGAUCCUCGGAUGCGACGAAUCCCGCAAUUUCGCCCUUGUCUCGUGCCGUCUCGAUACGUCACACAAGUCGGUGACAUUCCAAUUCGCUCCGGGAACGGAUAAACCAAACACGAUUGCGACUAAGCUGCUGGCUGAAGAUUGCUUGCUCAAAAUUCACGUGCACAUUGUCGAGGCACAAUUGGGAGAGGUUAUCCAGCUGGUGAACACGGAUUCGAAAAAGGGUGUCGGCACGAAGCUCGCCACCGUGCUCGAUCCGAACAGCACUGAGCCGCCGACGAUCACAGCUGUCAUGCCGAAGGAUUCAACUGCCUUUCCGAAGCCAAGAAUCGAAAUUGAAAAGACGCCGCCAGCGGUCGGAAGGGAAGUAUCGCAAGAGCCGAACAAUGUGCAAGUCACUGUAAGUCUCUCCUGUCGGAUUUUCCCGUUUAUCCCUGUCUGAGUUGCAGAAUGUCCGCAAGGUAUCGCAGGAGUCGAAUGCUGAGAGUAUUCAGUCGAUUCCUCGUCCGGCCGAGAUCGUGGUGGCCACGAACAUCAACCAAACGGAGCAGCCAGCAACUCCAGCCCCGCAGCCUGCGAAGCCCUCUCGCUUCCAAGUCACGAAGUCAGCGGAUCCGAUUGCUGCCACUCCGACCACUGUCGUUUCGGCCGCUUCAAUCACCCCAGCCAUCACGUCAGUUCCGCCACCUGCAUCCGAAUCUACGAAUUUCUCCGUCUUCGUCCCGCCUGUUACUUCGACCAUUUCCACUCAUCUGGCCACUCCGUCGCCAAUUUCUCACUCACUGUCAUCAAACUCGUCACCUAGUGCCACAACUCACUCAAACAUGUCGUCGAUCCAAUCGACAACAAGUGUCGCGGGUCGUCGGUUCACAGUCCAGCCGGUCUCGCAGGCUGAGUCCGGCAUCUCUUCCUCCAUCUCGACACCUCAUCCGGAGCCUUCCAUCACUGUUCCGUCGGCGCCUGGGCCGGUUACAAGUAUUCCUCCAGUUGUGUCGACUGCUUCACUCAAUUUGGAAGUGAUUCCUCAGCCGAUUCCGUUGACAAAUGUCACUGUCGACACCCAACCGCCCUCCUCGACCGCUUCAACGGCUACACUUGUAUCGGAGAGUCCUGUUCAGCUUCCCACUUCCGCGUCAGUUCCGAUUGCGGAGCCACUGGUUAUUAACCAGCAACCUGAUGUGCUCACACAGUUGGAAAGCGAGCUGAGAAAAGUAAUUCGUUUCCGUUCUCCAUCAAACAUUGUAUUUUUCUGAUUACAGGUCAGUGGAGUGUCUCAUUCGGCUUCUCCUUCAACCGUUGUCGAGUCGCACACUUCUAUGACACCUCAAACGGUUCCACUAGUCAGUCAGACUGUGCCUGCUUCCGUCGGACAAGCUCCCGGUGUCAUUGCUGCAGCGCACGCCGCCGCAAUCAUUCCAAACGCAAGUGUGCCACAGUCACCGAACCGUCUCGACGCUGAAAGCGGACUGGCCGGGCUGCACGAGCGCCUGGAAGCACUCAAAAUAGAGCAGGAUAGGAGAGAAGACAACGGAGAAGAUACGACCGACGGAAAGGAUGGCAAAGACGAGAUUCCGAUCGAUACCUUAAAGGGAUUGGCUGAAGCUCUCGGAAAAGUGAUCCACACGGACGGAAGGGAAACGACUCCAAUGCCACCGGAUCUGGACUUGACUGACGCGCCAACGGUGAGUAAUUCUGAUUCAGAAUUUUGCAUUUAAACGUAAUAAUAGCCUGACAGAGUAUUGUUUGACAUCUGAGUUCUGAUUUCCUUUCUCUAACCUCUGAUUAAUUUGGUUCUCUCGGUUUAGCAAACGCUCGUCUCACCGCCUAACCCGGAAGCUUCCACGUCUUCUCUUCUCGAUGAAUCGCAUUCAACGACUAUUAUCGAAGACGUGCCGCCAGCAGAUACAACACUCACAGCCACAGUAUCCUCUGCUCCAGAAUCGAUUCCGUUGGCGAUGACGAUGAGUAUGGAUCAGGAUUGUGCCCAGUCGAUGACCUCGUCCAAAACAGAGCUGGAACCUCGCAUGACUCGGAACACAACUGGAACAAAGUUGGCGACAUUCGAGAAUCUGGAGACUGCGUUAUCUUCGACGCUCGGAACCCAUCUGAGGCAGCCGAACGCACCUUCGUCUCGCGAUGAAACGGCUGCUCCGAUGACGCCGAACUGCACAAAUGAACGGAGUGGCGGGGGCGGAGGCACCUCGUUCAGCAUCGGAACUCCGCCGUCGCACAGUCCUUUGCCGGUGUCCGAAUACGAUUACGAUCUGAAGGUAUUCCUCGUUUUCUAGAUAUUCGGUUGCUCGAGCACUUGCAUUGGAAGCUUUUUAUUGAGUUUCACUUGCAUUUGUGUAGAUUCCUGCCCUUGUUAGUUUCACAAAAUCUAGGCAUCGAAUGUUGAUAUGUAAAAUAGAUGGCUGUGAGAAUAUAUGUGCAUUCUCAGCGACAUUCUUUUCAAGGCGAAAAACUGUGAGAAAGUCAUAUGACGAACGAUUUAAAACAGCAUAAAUGGGCUGUACAAUCCCAUUCCGUCUCUUCCAAACCAAGUAAUAUUCGUUUUCUUUCUUAGCAUCCACUAUGUUUCGCCCGCCCGAUCACAUCAAAAUUUCGUUUUUGUUUAGUUUCUUCUGACUUUACGAUCAUAUUUGAUCGCUUCUUUUUACACUCUGUCCCCUGCAUAUGUUGACGGAAAAGAGAGAGAGGGAGAGAGAGAGAGAGAGGUCAUGAAAAAGGUUCCAUGGGUUUUAUUCGCAGAUUCACCCGCAGGAGAGCACUCCUUUAUCAUUCUGGUUUCAGAGUCAAAUGGACUUGGAAGGAGAGGAUCCGGAGGUGAUUCAAAUGAUUGUUCGGUGCGUUUCUUAUCAUUUAGACAUAUGGACUACUUUAUUUUUUCAGUCACCGAAUGGAACAACACAAGCUUCUCGAGAAACAGCGCGUCGAGAUCGAACGUCUCCGUUCCAAACUGCGCGUGUCUCGUGCCACUUCGGUCCAUCCGGAUAUGGUCGACGGCGAUGCGGACGACGCGGACACGACCAUCUCUUCCCAUCCGACUGCGAUGACGACCGCUUCGUUAUCGUUGCCGGCUAGUCCUCCGCCCAACGUUGAGGUAAGCUUCGGGCAAUCAGUACCUUUAAGAUGGCAUCCAUCGUUUUCAUAUUCGUCCUUGCUAAAUCUCCACCAGAUUCCAGGUAACAAAGACGGGCGGAACUGCAGACGCGUUGGCGACCCGGAUGACAAUGUCUCAAUCAUCGACCAAAUCAAGCGGCGUCUCGGCUUCCUCCCGACUCCGGGACAAUCAAUCGGCUCCUCCGCCACGUCAUCACCACCAGCACCACCACUCAUCCUCCGGUCACCAUCACCAUCAUCAUCCUACGUCCGGAGCCUCUCUUCCACCACCUCCAGUGCCCUCAUCUCACCAGGCGCCACCUCCUCCGGCUGCUUCUCAGCAACAGAUUCCGCCGGCCUAA
This is a messenger RNA of Caenorhabditis sp. 36 PRJEB53466, 8794 nucleotides long. The record is from the annotation of a GenBank genome assembly. Lineage: Eukaryota; Metazoa; Nematoda; Chromadorea; Rhabditida; Rhabditidae.